Molecule: messenger RNA, 2697 nt
Organism: Hipposideros armiger (great roundleaf bat)
Lineage: Eukaryota; Metazoa; Chordata; Mammalia; Chiroptera; Hipposideridae
Gene: ZIC3
Product: Zic family zinc finger 3
Exons: 3
Coding region: 521-1927 (468 amino acids)
Biological process (GO): regulation of transcription by RNA polymerase II
Cellular component (GO): nucleus
Molecular function (GO): DNA-binding transcription factor activity, RNA polymerase II-specific; RNA polymerase II cis-regulatory region sequence-specific DNA binding
Source: RefSeq, a predicted model, not a curated record
CGAAGAGGGUGGGACUCGCGCGGCGAGCGGCGCGGACCGAGCUUGCCUCCUGCCCGCCUGCGGGCUGCGAGCCGGCUCUGCUACUUAGCGCAGCCCAGCCCGCAGUCCCUUGUCGAGGGAGCCUCCUGGCCCCGCUGUUCAGUGCUCUUGGGGAGAGGAGGGGUGACCCGGACAGGAUUGGCAAACUCCACCCUCCACUUGUUAUUUUGCUUAUUUUUCUUUGUGCGUGCCUGUUAGUUUGUUAAACCAGAUCUAGUCCCAGAGUCUUUCUCCUCCCUUUCCCCCCUCCUCCUCUUCCCCACUCCUCCCCCCACCAGCUCCUUGUACUUCCCCUCCUCCCUCCUACCCCUCUGCAGGAGACUCUCGCAGCGACGGAAAGUUGCAGCCCCUGAUACUGCCUUGCGGAUCUCCCGGCAGUGUCCAACCGCCGCCACUCCUCUCCGACUACGGCACCUCGGGGAUCUCCGCCCGCACCCUCGCUCAUUGCCGCCGGAUCGCCUGUGCCCAGAACGCCCCACCCAUGACGAUGCUCCUGGACGGAGGCCCGCAGUUCCCCGGGCUGGGAGUGGGCAGCUUCGGCGCGCCGCGCCAUCACGAGAUGCCCAACCGCGAGCCGGCGGGCAUGGGGUUGAAUCCCUUCGGGGACUCGCCCCACGCUGCCGCCGCCGCCGCCGCCGCCGCCGCUGCCUUCAAGCUGAGCCCCGCCACAGCUCACGAUCUAUCUUCUGGCCAGAGCUCGGCGUUCACGCCACAGGGUUCGGGUUACGCCAAUGCCUUGAGCCACCACCACCACCACCAUCACCACCAUCACCACGGCAGCCAGGUGCCCAGCUAUGGCGGUGCCGCCUCCGCUGCUUUCAACUCCACGCGCGACUUUCUGUUCCGCCAGCGCGGCUCCGGGUUUGGCGAGGCGGCCUCGGGUGGCGGGCAGCACGGGCUCUUCGCCGGCUCGGCGAGCAGCCUGCACGCUCCACCUGGCAUUCCCGAGCCCCCUAGCUACCUGAUCUUCCCUGGGCUGCAUGAGCAGGGCGCUGGGCACCCGUCGCCCACAGGGCACGUGGACAACAACCAGGUCCACCUGGGGCUGCGCGGGGAGCUGUUUGGCCGUGCGGACCCGUACCGCCCGGUGGCCAGCCCCCGCACGGACCCCUACACGGCGGGCGCGCAGUUCCCUAACUACAGCCCCAUGAACAUGAACAUGGGAGUGAACGUGGCGGCCCACCACGGGCCUGGUGCCUUCUUCCGUUAUAUGCGGCAGCCCAUCAAACAGGAGCUGUCGUGUAAGUGGAUCGACGAAGCUCAGCUGAGUCGGCCCAAGAAGAGCUGCGACCGGACCUUCAGUUCCAUGCAUGAGCUGGUGACACAUGUCACCAUGGAGCAUGUGGGGGGCCCGGAGCAGAACAACCACGUCUGCUACUGGGAGGAGUGCCCCCGCGAGGGCAAGUCCUUCAAGGCGAAGUACAAACUGGUCAACCACAUUCGCGUGCACACGGGCGAGAAGCCCUUCCCAUGUCCCUUCCCGGGCUGCGGGAAGAUCUUUGCCCGCUCUGAGAAUCUCAAGAUCCACAAGAGGACCCACACAGGUGAGAAACCUUUCAAAUGUGAAUUUGAAGGCUGUGACAGACGCUUUGCCAACAGCAGCGACCGCAAGAAGCACAUGCACGUGCACACCUCCGACAAACCCUAUAUCUGCAAAGUGUGCGACAAGUCCUACACGCAUCCGAGCUCCCUGCGCAAGCACAUGAAGGUUCAUGAAUCUCAAGGGUCAGAUUCCUCCCCUGCUGCCAGUUCAGGCUAUGAAUCUUCCACUCCACCCGCUAUAGCUUCUGCAAACAGUAAAGAUACCACUAAAACCCCUUCUGCAGUUCAAACUAGCACCAGCCACAACCCUGGACUUCCUCCCAAUUUUAACGAAUGGUACGUCUGAGGACAAACACAAACCCUGUUAACCAUAGAACGGACCAAAUGCAUUUUUUAAAAAACUGAGACCAAUCAGAUGGAAAUGGAGUUGUAAGGCAAGAGGCCAUGUAUAGGGCUACAUCUUGUUCAUUGUAAUUGUCCAGGAAGGUUUCUGGGUAAGAUCCAAAAGUAGCCAUGCCCUUUUCUCAGGAUUAGGAAAUCUGUUUUGGCAUUCGAAGGAUUUCAAUAUAUAUAUAUUUUUCACUGCUAUUUUCUCCCCUUUCUCUUGCUCUCUGCACACCCCAAACCUAAACUCCUCCAGUUCAUUUUAACACUUGUCCUGUUUCUUGAGAGGAAGUUAUAGAAGGCUUGGUGGUGGUGAUGUUAAACUGAUUGAAAGUCUUCGCCUUAGUGGUGAUUGUUUAAACUCUCACAGUCUUAAACCGUGCCAAAGUCCUGUUAUGUCUUGAACUUUUCCUCAAAGCAUUACUCUUUGUGAAUGUAUUUUUGUCUAAUGGGGUCGAAACUGUUGUUCAGUAUUUUUUCAGGCUGAGGGUGUGAUGUUACUCUACACAGAUUGUGACGUUUAGUAUACAGUUGCCUUUGUAAUAACUUUUUUGUAAAUACAUAUCCAUUGAUGCCAUAUUUAUCGUUGUAAUUUAAUUAUUGCUACAAGUGCCGGGAACUGAACAAUAUUUAUGGAUAAAUGUUUUCUAACAAAUUCUGUACAGCUUUUGAUUAUAACUGCUUUAGCAUUAAAUUUUAUUGUUUUGAAAGAACAACAAAAUUUACAAUUUU